AUGGUUUCAGACACGUGGGUGUACAGGGAUCCUCUGCCGCGCGGCCCAGGAUUGGUCACGCAGCCCACUGCAGUGCGGCGCCUCAACCUGUGGGGUGGGAAGAGGUGUCUUCAGAAAAGAGAUCCUUCACAACGCCCAUCUCUCAGUGUCAUUCUCAUAUUCAUGGAUGAAGCUCUCUCUGUUCUACAAGGAGCCAUCUCCGGCAUCAUCAGCUGGACACCCUCUCAAUUGUUGAAGGAGAUCAUCUUAGUGGACGGUUUUAGCUCAAAUGAAUUAAAGGCAUACUUGGAUGAGAAGAUUAAGCUUUACAACCAGAAGUCUCCAGGACUACUGAAAAUAAUACGGCACACCAAGAGAAAAGGUCUUGCUGCUGCUCGCAACACCGGCAGAGAGGUGGCCACGGCUGACGUGCUUGCCAUCUUGGAUGCUCAUGUUGAAGUGAACGUUGGAUGGGAAGAACCCAUCUUGGCGCAGAUUCAGGAAGACCGCACCAUGGUCGUGUCUCCUGUGUUUGACAACAUUCUUUUUGACACCUUUAAACUGGAUAAGUAUGCAUUAGCAUUUGACAGGUUUAAUUGGGAACGAUGGUGCCACUAUGAUUCACUGCCAAAGGCCUGGAUUGAUCUGCAUGAUGUCACCGCUCCUGUGAAGAGUCCUUCCAUCAUGGGCAUCCUGGCUUCCAACAGGCUCUUCUUGGGAGAGAUUGGAUCUCUGGAUGGUGGGAUGCUGACCUAUAGAGGGGAGAACGUGGAACUUAGACUGAGGGUGUGGCAAGGCAGUGGGAGAGUCAAGGUCUUGCCCUGCUCUCGGGUUGCCCACCUGGAGAGAUACCACAAGCCCUACUCCUUGGACCUGAGUAUUCCCUUGAAGCAUAACGCCAUGAGAGUGGCUGAAAUCUGGAUGGGUGAGUACAAAGACAUGGUCUACAUGACCUGGAACGUACCUCUCCAGAACUCUGGAAUUGAUUUUGGAGACGUUUCUUCCAGAAUGGCACUCCAGAAGAAACUGAAAUGCAAAACUUUUGACUGGUAUCUGAAAAAUGUUUAUCCAGUCCUGAAGCCAAUCCACAGCACUGCGGGCUACGGAAGAAUGAAAAACCCAUUGGAUGAAAGUGUCUGCCUGGACCAGGGAGCUAUUCCAGGCAACAUGAUCAUGUAUUAUUGCCAUCAGUACAGUUCCCAGAAUGUCUACUACCACCCAACUGGGGAAGUCUAUGUGGGACCACUGAUUGCUGAGACAGACAUUGAUGACUGCUGUCUGACACACCCUGGCAAAGAGGAGAAACCUACUUUAGAGCCAUGUUCCAAGGCAGUCAAAAAUAGACUACUGCACAUACACUGGGAUUUUAAACCGGGAAGAGCCGUCCUAAACAGAACCACCAAACGAUGUCUGGAGACAAAGAGGGACACUUCAGGUGGCUACAUGUUUGCUCUCCAGACCUGCACCACACAAGUGUGGGCGCUCCAGUACACUGUUGGAAACUGGGGGUCAAACCAACGCCCAGCCAAAGACCUGGGUCCUAGUCAUGGCGCCGCCGUUAACGAGCUGCAGGACCUGCAGGCAGCUCAACUGGUGACACACGUCCUCCUGGGCAUCACCUCCAGGAAUCAGGUCUUGGGCCAACGGGAAGGGGUGCCUAGAGCCCACUCCUCGCUCUGCUGUGGGAAGGGCCUGGUGGGUGACACCUGGCCCCCCAAGGCCCCCGACUUCCAGGUGUCCUGA
Mesoplodon densirostris (Blainville's beaked whale) is the source of this 1722-nucleotide messenger RNA. It is a transcript of the gene GALNT8, whose product is annotated as polypeptide N-acetylgalactosaminyltransferase 8. NCBI's taxonomy places the organism in Eukaryota, Metazoa, Chordata, Mammalia, Artiodactyla, Ziphiidae. Gene Ontology annotation, cellular component: Golgi apparatus. The record is from RefSeq and is a predicted model, not a curated record.